CUCCAAAGUAUGGAAAAUUUCAUAGCCCUGGUGAUCUCUUUACUCCUUCUCGUCCUACCCUACUCUGUUCUGCGUCCUGUCAAAAGCUACGCCGAGGAAAUCAGCCGAAGUCAGUUCCCAGAUGGGUUCGUCUUUGGAGCUGCUACUUCAUCGUACCAGAUUGAAGGGGCAUUUCUUGAAGAUGGUAAGAGCCUUAACAACUGGGAUGUUUUUAGCCACGUUCCAGGAAAUAUCGAAGGGGGAGAUAAUGGUGAUGUUGCCCUCGACCAUUAUCAUCGCUAUUUGGAGGACAUUGAGUUGAUACAUUCUCUUGGGGUAAACGCAUAUCGAUUCUCCAUUUCUUGGGCCAGGAUUUUACCUCGAGGAAGAACCGGUGCAAUUAAUACAGCUGCACUUAUGUUCUACAACAACAUAAUAGAUCAUCUCUUACUGAAAGGAAUUGAGCCAUUUGUUACCAUAAACCAUCUAGAAAUACCGCAGGUACUCGAGGACCGAUAUGGGGGUUUUCUGAGUCCUUUAGUACAGGAAGACUUUGUUCAUUUUGCUGAAGUUUGUUUUAAGAAGUUUGGCGAUCGGGUGAAGUACUGGAUUACCAUUAAUGAACCAAACGUAUUUGCAGAAUUGGGAUAUUUGUGGGGAACUUAUCCUCCAGGUCACUGUUCUGCUCCAUUCGGCAAUUGUUCUAUUGGCAACUCUGAAAGGGAACCCCUUGUGGUGGUGCAUAACAUGUUAUUGUCACAUGCCAAGGCUGUUCAUCUCUACCGAAAACAUUAUCAGCCCAAGCAAGGUGGUUGUAUAGGGUUGGUUGUGCAUUCAUUCAUGUACGAGCCAUUGACUGACCAAGAACUGGACCAUGAAGCUGCACUUCGAGCCCUGGCUUUUGAUGUUGCCUGGGUGUUGGAUCCACUCCUCAAAGGAGAUUAUCCUCUUGAGAUGCAUAAUUUUCUUGGAAGUGACCUGCCAAAGUUCUCGCCUUCUGAAUCAAACAACCUGAAGGACAGUAUCGAUUUCAUCGGCAUUAAUCAUUAUUCAACUCUAUAUGCCAAGGACUGCAUCUAUUCUCCUUGUCAGUCCGGAAACAAUGCAAUCCAAGGCUUUGUUUACAGAACUGGGGAACGAGACGGUGUUCCCAUUGGAGAAAAGACAGCUAUGCCUAAAAAUUUUGUUGUUCCAAGUGGGCUGGAGAAGCUCAUCAAUUAUCUUAAGACAAGAUACAAUAACAAGCCUAUGUUCGUGACUGAAAAUGGACUAAGUCAGAAGAAUGACCCCAAAGAUGGACAGCAAGAGUUACUGCAUGAUGUCAAGCGAGUAGAAUACCACAAGGGCUACCUUGCUUCCAUAGCACGAGCCAUUCGGAAUGGAGCUGAUGUUCGUGGCUACUUUGUGUGGAGCUUGUUCGACAACUUUGAAUGGAUUUAUGGUUACAGUGUGAGAUUUGGACUCUACUAUGUUGAUUUCCUGACCCUCGAACGUAUUCCCAAGCUGUCUGCAAGAUGGUAUACCAAUUUCCUUGCUUCUAGCAAUCACAAUAAUGUAAAUGGAAGUGUUAGAAAUGCACCCAUAAAGGAAAACUCAGUUGCCCAAAUUUGAAAACAUUGGAACAUUGUGGUAUAACUGUUCUUAUUCUCAAUGAAUGGUUUAUACCAUUUUUUCUUCUUCUUGUUUAUGGUGUAAAGUUUGUUUCCGUGGCAGGAAAACUUUAAUUUGGUGUAUUGUGAUAUUGUUUGUGACCUCCUACCAUGGGGAAAGCGAACAUACUACAUUCUACUAGAAUAAAUUAUUGAAUCGGUUU
Messenger RNA from Malania oleifera, 1792 nucleotides. RefSeq names its product beta-glucosidase 18-like. The record is from RefSeq and is a predicted model, not a curated record. NCBI's taxonomy places the organism in Eukaryota, Viridiplantae, Streptophyta, Magnoliopsida, Santalales, Ximeniaceae. The transcript is spliced from 12 exons. Gene Ontology annotation, biological process: carbohydrate metabolic process. Bases 10 to 1590 code for a protein of 526 amino acids. Gene Ontology annotation, molecular function: beta-glucosidase activity.